Messenger RNA from Suncus etruscus (white-toothed pygmy shrew), 4870 nucleotides. It is a transcript of the gene SALL2, whose product is annotated as spalt like transcription factor 2. Gene Ontology annotation, cellular component: nucleus. Bases 204 to 3218 code for a protein of 1004 amino acids. The transcript is spliced from 2 exons. Gene Ontology annotation, molecular function: DNA-binding transcription factor activity, RNA polymerase II-specific; RNA polymerase II cis-regulatory region sequence-specific DNA binding. The record is from RefSeq and is a predicted model, not a curated record. Gene Ontology annotation, biological process: regulation of transcription by RNA polymerase II. Lineage: Eukaryota; Metazoa; Chordata; Mammalia; Eulipotyphla; Soricidae.
UGAGAGAGAGAGAAAGAGUCCGGGGACAGAGCCCGGAGUGCGAGCGAGCGCGCGCGCGGGCGCCGGUGCGCGGGGUCUGUCCGUCCGUCCGUCGGUCCCGGGACAGAGCGUGCACGGGAGAGCGGGGACCCGACCAGCGUCACCCACCCCGGUUAGGACUCAAGUGAGCGCUGCCCCCCUCCCCGCCCCAUCUCUGCCCGGGAAUGUCUCGGCGAAAGCAGCGGAAACCCCAACAGUUGCUCUCGGGCUGCGACGGUCCCGGCGCGUCUGAGAACGGUGAUGCUAGCGAGGACGAUCACCCCCAAGUCUGUGCCAAGUGCUGCGCACAGUUCUCCGACCCGGCCGAAUACCUGGCGCACCAGAACACAUGUACCACAGAUCCCCCGGUCAUGGUGAUACUUGGGGGCCCAGAGAACCCCAGCAACUCUGCGACCUCGUCUGAACCCCGGCCCGAGGGUCACGGCAGUCCCCAGGCCAUGGAAGCCGAACACAGCAACCUCCCCGAUGCUGGGGUCUCGGGGCCCACCGAGCCCACCUGGGCCUCAGAGCGGAGGGGAGAAGAGGCAGCCGCGGGACACUUCCUGGUCGCUGCCACAGGUACAGCCACUGGGGGCGGUGGGGGCCUGAUCUUGGCCAGUCCCAAGCUGGGAGCCACCCCUUUGCCUCCAGAGUCCACCCCUGCACCUCCCCCGCCUCCUCCCCCACCACCGCCCCCAGGGGUGCCCAGUGGCCACUUGAACAUCCCCUUAAUCCUGGAGGAGCUCCGGGUGCUGCAGCAGAGGCAGAUUCAUCAGAUGCAAAUGACUGAGCAAAUCUGCCGCCAGGUGCUACUGCUGGGUUCCUUGGGCCAGACGGUGGGCGCCCCUGCCAGUUCCUCCGAAUUACCAGGUUCUGGGGCCGCUGCCACCACCAAGCCCCUGCUGCCGCUCUUCAGCCCCAUCAAGCCGGUCCAAAGCGGCAAGACACUGGCCGCAGCUUCCUCCUCAGCCUCAGGGGCAGAAACACCCAAGCAGGCUUUCUUCCACCUUUACCAUCCUCUGGGCUCCCAGCAUCCCUUCUCCACUGGUGGGGCCGGACGCAGCCACAAGCCCACCCCUGCGCCCUCCCCGACCCUUUCCGGCAGCACUGACCAGCUGAUCGCUUCGCCUCACCUAGCCUUCCCGGGCACCACCGGACUCCUGGCUGCACAGUGCCUCGGGGCAGCUCGAGGCCUGGAAGCUGCUGGCUCCCCAGGGCUACUGAAGCCAAAGAAUGGGAGCGGUGAGCUGGGCUAUGGGGAAGUGAUGGGGCCCUUGGAGAAGCCAGGUGGGCGACACAAAUGCCGCUUCUGUGCCAAAGUGUUCGGCAGUGACAGCGCCCUGCAGAUUCACCUGAGGUCGCACACCGGCGAGAGGCCCUAUAAAUGCAACGUUUGUGGCAACCGCUUUACCACCCGCGGCAACCUCAAAGUGCAUUUCCAUCGGCACCGGGAGAAGUACCCGCACGUGCAGAUGAACCCACACCCAGUGCCAGAGCAUCUGGACUAUGUCAUCACCAGCAGCGGUCUGCCCUAUGGCAUGUCCGUGCCUCCGGAGAAGGCCGAGGAGGAGGCAGCUGUGCCUGGCGGAGGUGGAGAACGAAAGCCCCUGGUGGCUGCCACCACGGCUCUCAGUGCCACCGAGAGCCUGACGCUCCUGUCCACGGCCGCAGGCCCCGCCACGGCGCCUGCGCUCCCUGCGUUCAAUAAGUUUGUGCUCAUGAAAGCAGUCGAGCCAAAGACCAAAGCAGACGAGAACACCCCUCCCGGGAGUGAGGGCUCUGCCAUCUCGGCGGUGGGGGAAAGUGGCACUGCCACUCGCAUGCAGCUCAGCAAGCUGGUGACUUCCCUUCCCAGCUGGGCGCUGCUCACCAACCACUUCAAGUCCACCGGCAGUUUCCCCUUCCCCUACGUGCUGGAGCCCUUGGGGGCUUCCCCCUCCGAGACAUCCAAGUUGCAGCAACUGGUCGAAAAGAUUGACCGGCAAGGAGCUGUGGCAGUGGCCUCCACUGCUUCUGGAGUCCCCACCACCUCCACCCCUGCCACGUCCUCCUCUGCUUCCUCUGGACCCAACCAGUGUGUCAUCUGCCUGCGGGUGCUUAGCUGCCCUCGCGCACUGCGCCUGCAUUACGGCCAACAUGGAGGUGAGCGGCCCUUCAAAUGCAAAGUGUGCGGCCGAGCUUUCUCCACCCGUGGCAAUCUGCGUGCCCAUUUUGUGGGCCACAAGACCAGUCCAGCAGCCCGGGCCCAGAACUCCUGCCCCAUUUGCCAGAAGAAGUUCACCAAUGCCGUCACUCUGCAGCAGCAUGUGCGAAUGCACCUGGGGGGCCAGAUCCCCAAUGGGGGCACGGCGCUUCCUGAAAGUGGGGGAGCUGCCCAGGAGAAUGGCUCUGAGCAGUCCACAGUCUCCGGGACCGGUAGCUUCCCACAGCAGCCUUCACAGCAGCCCCCAGAGGAGGAGCUGUCUGAAGAGGAGGAGGAUGACGAUGAGGAUGAGGAAGAUGUGACCGAUGAAGAUUCCCUGGCAGGGAGAGGCUCAGAAAGUGGAGGGGAGAAGGCAAUUUCUGUUCGAGGUGACUCAGAGGAGGCCUCCGGGGCAGAGGAAGAAGUGGCUUCAGUGGCGGCAGCUCCAGCCAAGAAGGAGAUGGAUGGGAAUGAGAAAGCAGCUCUGCAGCCUGCCCUUCCUGUGCCAGCACCGACACUGCCUGACAGCCUGGAUCAAACCCAACCAAUGGAGCAGGGAGGCAGUGAUGUCACAGCAGGAAGCUCGGAAGAGGGGGCCAAACCCGAAAGGGGCUCAAGCCCACUAGUGCUUGCCCUGGAAGGGGAAGGCAGCAGUCCGGCCUUGGUGGAGGAGCUGAGUGUGCAGGAAGGCUUGAGGAAGGAGCCUGGUGAGAGCAGUGGCAGGAAGGGCUGUGAGGUGUGUGGCCAGUCCUUCACCUCCCAAGUGAGCUUGGAGGAGCAUCAGAAGACCCACCCUAAGGAGGGACCACUCUUCACUUGUGUCUUCUGCAGGCAGGGCUUCCUUGAGCGGGCUUCCUUCAAAAAGCAUAUGCUGCUGGCUCACCACCAGGUACAGCCCUUUGCUCCUCAUGGUCCUCAGAAUAUUGCUGCUCUGUCCCUGGUCCCCAGCUGCUCACCUUCCAUCCCUUCUCCAGGGCUCUCUUCCUUCCCCCGCAAAGAUGACCCCACAAUUCCAUGAGCCAGUGUGUUAAGAUCUGCUGCCCAAGAGGAUCCAAGAGCUCUAUAGAAGGAACCUGAAGACUGAUGAGCCCUAACCUUCCCCACCCCAAACCUCUCUGAGUUCUGUGAUCCUAGUGCUUUUCUCUAGUUUCUAAGCUGGAAAAUCAUUGUGCUCACAGAAUCAUGGGAUCCUCCCAUGGAACAUUUCUUCACUCUUCAUUGUACCCGAGGAAAAUAGAUUCUUUCCACUUGUCUCAGUUCCAACGGGAACCCUCUUCGGCUUUCCUGGGAUGACCUAUCCCAUUUCCUUCCCCCCCCCCCUUUGCCUGUUAGCAGGUGCACCUAAGCACCCAUAUUUGAAAUGACAGUUCAGCUCUUAGGGGCUGGUAGCUGGUCCUAGAGGACCCCAGGACAUCCUCUCUGGUGACCAGGUCAACCUGCAAAACUUGUCCCAGGACAUUUCUGUGCAGCUGGUGGGUAUGUGUACCCUAUCUUUCUGGAACUGGCACAUGGCUUUCCUGUCAAGUGACAUGCCCACUGAUUCCCGAUUUAGCCCCACCUUACCGUAAUCUCGGGCUUUUGGUACAGUUUGCCCUGAAACUGUGGCUGUUAUGGUGCCUCUGGCACCACUAGAGAGGCCAACGAGAAGAAAUCUCCCCACCUUCCUCCAACUUUGACCUCCUGCACCUGAGGCUGUGCUGAGAAGCCCAAGAGAAUCGAAGCAAAGUAGUAGACUACAGAUUCCUGCUUUCUCCCCCUGCUCCAGAAAGUGCCAGCACUGAAGAAGUCACAGUAUUUGUGUCUGGUGGCUCAGCACUGGUGGGUAGGGAGAGGAGGGUAUAAGACACUUUUCUCAGUAAAUUAUUUGAUAGUCACAUUAAGAGAAAGGUGUUGGUUCUUGAUCUGCUAGGACAUCUCCAGCUUCUCAUUAUUUCUUCAUCAUGGCCUUUCAGCAUGAGGAAGCAGCAUAUUUCUUGCCAAGAAGUCUUCCUGAGGCUAUCUUGGGAAUGUGAAGUUAAUUUGUAUCUUGAACAAGCAUCAUUGGGGAAGGUAAUUGAAGGAGAAAUCUUGGGGAGUUGAGGAAUGUUGUGCUAAUGUAUAGGGAUUGAUCAGAAUAUAUAUGAUUAAGAAAAGGAUUUAAUCUGUAAGGGAGGGGUCUUUGAAUUCUUGAUUGAAUGGAUAUCAUGUUUGUUCUCUUGAACUAAUAGUGACUUUUAGUGUGCAGAAAUGCACCAUGGAUCAUGAGGGAUUCCCUGGCACUAGUAUGCUUAUAGUUGUAGAUAGCCCCUUCUUUCAUUCCUUAGCCUCUUUUGUUUUUCUCCUCUUCAUCGCUUAAGGCCCAUUUCCUCCCCAUUUUACCUAUUCUUGGCCCAGGGCUUAAGCCUGUGCCACUGUUUGUUUCUUAGCAUCCCAAAUUUGGGGAGGUGGUCCCUAUGGUAUCCUUCCUGCCUCUUCAUCUUGCAAUGAAAUGUAGUAUUUACUCUUAACAUAGGACCGAUUGGAACAGGAGUUCUGAGGAGAAGACAGCGGGAGGUCUGGUAUUGAUUGACUUGAAUGGUGGCUUCUCUCCUAAAGGUUAGGCUCCAGGGCUCCUAACAUAGUAAAAUGUAAAAGAGCAAACAAGGGAGAUAGUAGUGUCUUCCCCUCUUCAUUAAAGGUGUUUUAACCAAA